This is a messenger RNA of Acanthochromis polyacanthus (spiny chromis), 11983 nucleotides long. It is a transcript of the gene nhsl2, whose product is annotated as NHS-like 2. Gene Ontology annotation, biological process: cell differentiation. The transcript is spliced from 10 exons. The record is from RefSeq and is a predicted model, not a curated record. NCBI's taxonomy places the organism in Eukaryota, Metazoa, Chordata, Actinopteri, Pomacentridae. Bases 284 to 4447 code for a protein of 1387 amino acids.
ACACUCUGCUGCUUUGACAACAACCAUCAGAGCAGCUGAGUCUCUCCUCUCCACCGAGAAAAAAAAUAGAAGAGAGAAAAUCUCGCUCGCAGUCAAAAACAAUGAAGGGCGCACGACGCGCAACUCGCUCCAAGCCUCUCCAACAGCAGCGGAGUUUCCCCCCUGGAGGGAUCGUAGCAUGCGUCUGUGCGUCACCCGCAGGGAGAAGGACCACGGGAAUAUAACUUGACUAUCUGCGGAGUUUGUUCUUUUUUAUAUAUAUUUUUGGGCUUGGGGAGAAAUCAUGCCUUUUUGUAAACGCACGAUACUUCCGAAAGAUGUGUGCAAACCCGACGGCGGGAGGCUGCUGGAGGCGCGUCCCCGGCAGCAGGCGGAGGUUUUCGGGGACUUGGCGGACGUGUGCGGCUUCUCCCUGUGCUCGGUGCUGCGGCAGCUCUCGGAUCUGUCCCGGCACUCGGUGAGCAUCCUGGAGGAGCUGGAGGGAGAGCUGGUGUCCAUCUGCCACCGGUCCGGCGCGCUGGAGGGCAGAGUGGUCCGACUGCAGAGGCACGUCGCCGAGCUGAUCAGCAAACCUCCACCGAGAACCACCAGCGGUCUAGAGGCAGAGAGCGGCAGGCGAGGCGGCAGCAGCAUCGGCAGCCACCACGGCGAUGGCAACCACGGCAGCGGCGGUGGCGGCAGCAGCAGCAGCAGCGGCGGCGGCAGCGCGGCCCACUUCAGGUCUCCAUGGCAACAGAGCGUGAACGUGUUCGGCUCGUGGAGCAGGCCGGAGUGUGUCGAGGAGCUGCACCAGCAGGCGCAGCUCAACCUCCAGAGCCUGCUGCAAGAUUUUGAGGAGCAGUUGUACGACACCAAGCUGACCGGUCAGACUUUCCGGCAUCCGUCCUGGCACAGCUCCGACGACACGUCCACCUCGCUGAGCCGCUCGCCCAUCUCCCUCAACAACAAGAGGCCCGACUUCAUCUUCCUGCCGGCAUCCAAGCAGCUCUACGAUGAUGAAACCACCUCCUCGGUGUUCGGCCUGAGGUCCGUGACCGACCCGUCUCCCUCCCCGUCCCCAUCCCCCUGCAGCUCAGAUCGCCCCCCGCUGGGCUGGAGCAGCAACAACAGCAGCAGCAGCACCGCCACGUCUGCCACCACCGGACCGCCGGUCGCAGAAAAACCCCGCUGGCACCUGGGAAGACGCACACCGGCUCAGUUCAUACCCCUGGACAUUACAGGUGACGGAGGAGGAGUGAAGUUCCACGGUGUUGACCUCCUCCAGCACUCCCCGUCCCCUUCCCCCUAUCCUGGGGACCCCUUCCCCCAUCAGCCCCACUCCCUGGAGCCCGUCACCGACACCCCCCACCAGAACCUCCCACUGAGGAAGACGCACUCCGACCUCGACACGACCUUACCUACAGAUAACAGUUUGGGGCAGCGAGCCCCAGACCAUCUCCACCCAGGAACUAUGGACCACUCUGGGCUGCUGUGCUCAAACACGCCCUCGACCUCCUGGAAUGGACCGAAGGGCUCCACCUUUUCCCCUGGGGCGUGGAAUGAGCCUUACAAUUACAGCAUGAACAAAGGUCCAGCGGUUCCACCCAAACAGCACACCAUCAUUGGAGGUUCAGGAGGGGGGACGCAGGACGGGGUGAUGCUGGUGGGCUCAGGACAGCCAGUGAGCUCACAUUCCAGCUCCUUCGCGUCAGUGACGAAUCCCUCGGGGAGAACAGGGAAUAACAUGCCAGGGAUAUCUCUGGCAGCAGCCAUGAUGGGGAAGCGAAGCGAGACAGAAGGAGCUGCAGCUGAUGGAGGUAGAGGGGGAGGUGGGGGAGUCGGAGAGGUGUUGAGAGGCCGGGAGAGGUCAGCCCGAUCUAUAGCAGCUCAGAACGCCUUCAAGUUCAGGGAGCGUUCCCUUUCUACGCCCACAGACUCUGGCUCCUUCUGCUUCACGGAGGGCAUCACUGGUCAAAUGGACGGUAACAUCACAUCUGCAGGGAACGGAAACACGAUGGCAGCAAACCACCACCAGGAGCAUCACAACUUUCUGGGUCUGGGUGAGAACUACGCCCUCCUCUACCCGAGAGGCAGCUCUGAGGACAGCACUAGCACUGCUGACACCAUCUCUGUCACAGCUUCGGACUACAGCACGGAGGGACGUUUGCGCCUGCGUUCUCGCUCCAUCUCGCUCAAGAAAUCCAAACGCAAGCCACCUCCUCCUGUGAGGAGCGUUUCCCUCAUGAAAAACCUUGGAGAAGCCGAGGGGAGAAUCCACCACGAGGGUGGUCUUUACCGAGAUGGUCGGCCGAAGAGCCUGCACAUCCCCAGGGACCACUUCCCAGACUUCCAGCCAGAUUUCCUUCUGCCCAGCUCAUCCUCUAAACCCAGUGUUGCUGAGCGGGAGCUAGCCCAAGGAGGGAACGAUGGACCUCCGAGUCUGGAGAUCCAGGCACCAGAGAGGGAGAGUGAGACAGAGAUGACUUUCCCCACUCACUGGCAGCUAGGGGAGUGGAAGAGCAAUGACCCUUACAGGUCUCUGUCGGGCUCCAGCACAGCCACAGGUACCACAGUGAUUGAAUGUAUGAAGGUCAGAGGAAGCUCCGAGUCCCUUCUCGACUCCCCCUCCACCUCCAGAGCCACGUCACCCUCGCAGCUCUCCAUGGAGACGGAUGUCAAGGCGUCGUCACCCUUCAAACCUCCAGGACUCAUGUCCCCAUCCAGUGGCUACUCCAGCCAGUCCGAGACUCCCACCCCUACUGUUCCUCUCAGUCAAGUGGCAGGUCAAGGCACAACAGGGACCAUUGGGUGCAAGAUGCGCCCCAAAAUCCCAGAGAGGAAGUCGUCCCUACCUUCACCGAAGGACCCGGCUGCAAGGUCGAGGUUGUCCUUUGAAAUGCCUGGGAAUGCACAUCUGGAGCUGUCAUCACUCAGGCCAAAGCAGAAGGCCAGCAGGCGGCACUCUGACACCUCAACGGCAGCGAAACCAGGAAAAAUCAGCCCCAGUUCUUCGCAGGCAUUGCCUGUGGUUACCCAGAAUGAGCUGAAGACUAUUCGGCUUCGCUCGGUUUCUCGUGGUGACCUGGAGGACUGUCCUGAUGGAGCGUCUGACACCAUCGAAGAAGAACAACAUGGCAGAGACCUCGGUGACAACCCCAGCCCACCUCCCACUCUGCCAAAACCCAAACCACCUGUCGCUGUCAAACCUCCCCUGCCCAAACGGCCCGUAAACCUCCUCUUGAAAUCUCCGUCUCCUUCUUCUACCUCCCCCCAUGCCCUCGAGUCUCCCCCCGCCUCACCUGUGGAUCGGCCGGUGCCUUUAGGCAACAUCUAUAAAGUCAUGAAAAAGCCGAAACCCAAAAAACCUCCACCACAAGCGCCAAUGAGUCCUGCCGUUCUCCCAGAUUCAAACUCUACCACUACCCCACAGACUACGUACGAUCACCAAUUUCUCCCCCACUCCCAGUCUCUCUUUGAUCUCCCUCCUCUCCCAGACCCCCAGCCUCUCCUGGAGGACCCGGUGCUGGAGCCUGAGUUUGACGCUGAUGCGGAGAUCCAUUUUGGGCCUGAGGAUGGAGGCUCCCUGCCGUCUCCCUGCAGCAACCAGGAAGCUCCAGAGCUCCAGGACAAGAGCAAGACCCUCCCCUCAAGGAUGACAAUCUCUUGCCUGGCAGAAUUGUCAGAUAAAAAGAAACCCAAGGUUCCACCUCCAGUCCCCAAGAAGCCAAACGUCCUGCUUCUUCCCACGUCGGUCCACUCCUCCACUAACGGCAGCACUGACCGCCAGACGCCGCAGACUGACAGCCCCGUGGGCCUGCGAUCUCCGGUAGGAACGUUCCCACCAGAAGAUAUUCCCACCGCUCCGAGUGUUCCAGACAUGAUGGAGCAAGACGAGAACCACCUGGGGACCGACGAGGAGAGUUCAAAGGAGUCGUCACUGCAGUCAUCUCUGCAGGACUCUUCGCUCACAGAGCUGGAAGGGAAGAUGGCUGGCACCGGGAUCGGAGCAGACGACUCAGCAGCUGGUGAGAAGACGGUUCUCCACAUCGCGGAGGAAACAGACGACGACUUGUUGGCCAGCACACCUACAACGCACACCACCGAAGACCUGUUCACCAUUAUACACAGGUCCAAGCGAAAGGUUCUGGGUCGUAAGGAGCCAUCAGACUCCUUUGGCAGCCGCCAGAGUCUGGUGUCUCCGGUGAAGCACAGCACCAGCGGCAGUGACCUCCGAAACCUGACCCUGGGCAGCAGCCAGAGGUCAAGCUCCCGCAACGAGAACUUUAUGGCCCUGCUUCAGAAGAAAGGCAGCAAGUCUUCCAGCGGAGGAGCUCGGGUCUCCGCCAUGGAGCUUCUGAAAAGCACAAACCCGCUGGCGAGACGCGUCACCGAGUUUUCAACCACAACAGCGUCAACCGGCGAAGGAGGAGAGGCGACUCCUGGGAACGACAAACCUAAUGACCAAUGAACGGAUUAACGGGUGUUUAUCGGGUGUUUAACGGCUGUUGACAACGCUACCAUCCACUUCCACAAUCAGCAACUCACUGGGGACGGGACCUUCUGUGUCCAACCGGAUUGCUCCAACUACUGAUUGACCAUUUGCACCGUCCAAUCAAAUUGGAGCACAUUUUUUGGACAAAAUAGUCCCUCCCACGGCUGGAGCGCUGUUCCCUGUCAAACCAGAAAUCAAGACGUCAGUGGAGGGAAAAGGUAGUUCUCACCACAUAUUCAACGAAAGCUGGAGGUUUGGAGGUCACACCUCAAAACUGCACUAGGUUUUCCUCACUGGGAAUGUGUUCAUUGUGGAUGGGUAGAAUAGUCACUGGGAAUGUAAAGAUAUACAGGGAAUAUCUUUACUCCUGGCUGCCUCUGGAUGAAGAAGAGUCCCCCGAUGAAGACGGUGGUUUAUAUAUCUGAAUCUGUAACCACACUGAUCCGCUAGGAUGACACGCAGGAUCAAUAAUCAAAAUAAAUGGAAUAAAAUCCAGAAGAUGUGAGACAUUCAUGAGUCAACCACAAUAUAACCAGUUCCUCCAGCCGGUAGCGCUAUAGGACCGAUGCCUGCAGACCUACACGAAUCAAACUGCGUGACGAGGCAACUGAGAAAGGAAAUACGCCCAAAACUCUAUGGUAAAUGCAAUACCAUAGCACCUCUGUCAGAAUUUACAAAGAGAAACCACAUGGGGGCUUUCUGCCACCGAAUAUGAGGCAUGAGCAUGUCACACAUUUUGUUGCUCGUGCUAAGAACACGAACCUUCAGAAAACAUUCCCAGCAAACGGAUGACAUUUUGGAACGCAAGCACUUUUUUUUCCGUUGGAGGUCGUUUACAUGGUGCAGUCACUGCGGCGACACAUUUUCUCCCAUCAGUCAUUUUCUUCUCAGUUGUUGUUAGAUGUUAUUUUUGUUGCCUCUGUUUUUUUCUUCCAUAUGGCCAUUUCCUGUACAUGUUUAAUUGGAUCAUACUGUAUGUAUCAUGUACAAAGAUAAAUGUAACGCAUCUAUCAACAACCUGCACACAAAGACUUAAAAAUAGUGUACAGAGCAGCUUGGACUACAAGCUUCCCACACGAUGAAGGGAAAAUACACACUCCAACACAUACACAGACUGAUGCCAUGGAACAGAAAAGGCCAAUCUACACAAGUGUGAGUGUGUUCAUAUGAGUGUGUGUGCAGAUGAAAUCCUGCCUGUGGAGUUUCUGUACGGAGAGCAUGAAGCAGGCCGGUUAUUAAACAGGGUUUUUAUUCAUUCUGGUCUCUGGUGUUGGGACCAAAGGACUGUUAAAGACUACAAACAGACCAGAGGGGACCUAGUGGUGUGUGUUUGUGUGUCUGUAUCUGUGUGCAUGUAUGUGUGUGUGUGUGUGUGUGUGUGUGUGUGUGUGUGUGUGUGUGUGUGUGUGUGUGUGUGUGUGUGUGUGUGCGCGCGCGCGCGCGCAUUUGUGUGCAUUUGUGUGCAUGUGUGUGUGGCGGGAAGUGCCAAGAACAAAGUGGGAGACAGAGAGUGUGCAUGUAUGUGUGCCUGUUAAUGUGUUUGGCAUGUUUGUGUGCAUCUGCACUACGUGUCGCACAUUUUUUUUGUGUGAAUUAGUUUGCGUGUGCAUCGUCGCCCUCACCUCGUCCUUACUAGGGACAGGAUUAUAAAGAUCUAAGCAGCCCCCUCCUCUCACAAUAUUGUUACAAAGGACCAGGAACCGAAAGGACACCAGAACCAAGAACCUGAAACAUUCAAGAAUUAUUUACGUCCCAGAAUCCUUUAGCUUGAAGGAUUCUGGGACCUCAAGGAUUCCAGAACCUAAGGGAUCUCUAAAUUCUGGAAUGUUUUAGUUCUGGAAUUGUUUAGGACUCAAAAGGAUCAUGCAAUGGAGAACUGGAAUUAUUCAAGAACCAGGAAUACUUUAAAUUCCGGAAUCUUUUAGGUUCAGUCACUCUUUAGGUUCCUGGGAUCUUUUAGCCAGAAAGAUUCUGGACCUAAAGGAUUCAGAAAUAAAGACUCUUUGGAAUUAUGGGAUCCUGGGUUAAAGAUUUGCAGAACCAAGAGCCUGAAAGAUUCUGGGGAAAAAACUUGAAGGAUUCUGGAAUUGUUUAGGUUCUAAAACUUUUAGAUUUUGGGUUCCUUUAGCCUGAAAGACUCUGGACCUAACAGAUUCUGGAAUAAGGACUCUUUGGAAUUCUGGAUUUUUUCGGUUUUGAAAGUUUCAAGGUUCAAGAAUCCAAGGGUGAUGAUUUCCAGAUCCGAGACUCUAAAGGAUUCCAAAAGAAAAACUGAAGGAUUGUGGAAUGCUAUAGGUGCUAAGGCUCUUUUGAUUCCAGAAUCCUUCAGCCUAAAUUAUUUUGGACCUGAAAGAUUUCCAGAAGCUCUUUGGACUUCUGGAAUCUUUAAGAUUCUGGAAUGUUUGAGUUUCCUGAAACUCUCAGGCUGAAGGAUUCCAGAACCACAGACUUUACAAUUCCAGAAGCAAGAAAGAAAGAAUUCAAGAGCAUGAGCUUAAAUGAUUCCAGAACCAAGAGCUUAAAGGACUCCAGAACCAAGAGCUUAAAGGAUUCCAGAACCAAGAACUUAAAGGAUUCCAAAACCAACAUUCUUGGAGUUACAAAAUGUAUUAGGUUCUGGAUUUUUUUAGAUCCCUGAAACCCUUUGGCUGAAGGAAUCUGGAGGCGGGAGGAUUCAGAGAACAGAGACCUAAAGGGUUUCUUGACAGAGAUGACGAGAGGUUAAAGAUUUCGGGAAUUCUUGGACUGCCAAAGCAUUCUAGUAGUGGGGGGACUCUGGAAGGGACUUAAAAUCUAGGAUGAGGGGAAUGUUUGCGAGGCCUGAGAGCUGGGAGAUUGGUUUGAAAAAUUCAGGUUCCCCCCUCAGUGUUGCAGAGUGACGUCGGGGCGCAGAAGGGUUUGUUUGUUUCGCCCUCCUCCAUGAACGCUCUCAUGCUCCGUCUGGUUCGUCGCAGGGAGGAGGUGACGGUCUGCUUCAUCCUUCUCCUCCUCCUCCUCCUCCCUCCAACACUGCUGGAGCCGCUCUCCAUCUGUUUCUGUUUCCCCAUGUAUACUGCAGCCUUUAUCUCUCUGGUAGCACCACCUCUCUGUACCUUUCUUUCCUCUCUUCCUCUUUUCUCUCCAUCCAUUUCCCCUUCCUGCCUCUCCCAUCUCUUUUCUCUCUGCAUUCAGUCUAUGCAUCUGAGCUCAGCAGAAGGCGCGACACCGAAUGAAUGUCAAUGAAUGACUGUUAAGAAAAAAUAGAAGCUGUUCUUAGUUUGAGAGUGCAAAAAACAGACAUUUUCUAUCAGCGCUCAUCUCCUGCCUUGUUUCUUUCAUGCUCUUGAGUUUUUUUAUGUAUAUUUUUCUUACGUAUCUGUACAACAUGGAAUUACCAUGGAUGAGUGAGCAAGUGGAUGAAUGGGUGGUAUCUGUGCACAAACACGGGAACAGGAGAGGUUUGAAUGUGUUUUUGCAUAAUGGAGCUCAACUUGUGGAUCAGUUCUAGAGCUCUGUGUGGAUGGUCGGAUCGUGGUUCAGCUCUAACACCUGACUUUUCCCCAUGCAUGGAUGGACCGUUAAUGGAGGAGGGAACCUUUCAUGUCCUGACUCCCAGUCGGCAAACUAUCCCUCGGUGCUAUUGAGUCUGAGCUCCCCCUAGUGGACGGAAAAUAAGGAACCACACAUACAGAAACAGCAGAAGAGUGAGAAAAAAACUCCUUCACACACAUCUUCUCUUCCCCCAUGACAGUCCUUCUUCAGGUACUCCAUCAUCCUGAAAAAAAGAGAUGCAUAAAUUAUCACCAUUUAUGAUGACUAGUCAAGUGAAGCUUGUUUUAAAUAUUUAGUGAAUGAAAAAAGAUAAACCUAUAAAACUCUGUGUUUGUUUGCCUUGUAUACUGAAUUAUGGGCGUGUUGCUGCAGCGCCUACUGUGUUUUUAUUUUAUUAUUUUUAUUAUUUUUAAUUUUAGCUGCCUUGGUGGUACACAUUCACAAAAAUCUGGCCAAAACACAACACUGCAGGUGUAAAAGGGAGCAUUUACAUUUAAUCUGACUAAAUAUUUGCCCAAAUCUGCAUUCAUACACAGGUAUGCAGAGCGUGGCAUCGUCUGCAUACUGUUUUGCCCUUAGAGCAAUAUCCCUCAGAUCAAAGUUAGACAUCAGCUAAACUGCAGAUUGAUUUUGAGCUAACAGGAUGGGAAGGGAAAAGAAAGAUACAGCUUUAGGAGGAUGUAUUGUUUGAGCACAGUAGUAUGUGGUGUCGGGUUAUCAGACAGUUUUUACUUGUUCGUCCGUGGACAGAUGGCAGAUUCCCUUUAAUCGGGAAAUAAGCAGAGGUACAAACCAACAGAAACAUAUGGGUACAAAGGGUGCUAGCACUAAUGUAGGGAUGUAAUCAUUUAAUAUGGAGAUGAACUGCUCAUUUUUUACAAAUAUUUCUCAGAGACUGAGCUGCUUCAGAGGAAGAAACAACCUCAUGUGUGGAGCUGCUCCACAUUACUGCCAUAUUUUUGCAACUAACAACACAUUUAUUGGUCCUCAGUGCAGAGCGGCAAAAUCAGAUUGGGUAUUUGACCGACCAAAGAGUUACUUCUGCCCAUCGAGCAGCUGUGAGAAAUGUCUGUAAAACUGAAUUAGGGAACUCUGAAACAUGUUGGCAGCAUAUUAUAUUGAAAAUGACAUUUCUAUAAGGUGUGACAAGAGAGCUGACAAGAGGAAUAUAUUGAAUAUUUAAUCUAUUAUCCCUUCUUUAGGAGAAGUCAGGAAGAGGGAGGAAGGAGGGGAGACGAGGAGCAGAGGUUUGGUUCUGCUGAAUGUGGGGAUUACCACACUAAAAUUUCUACAUACGCCGUCAUCUUUUCCUUCGCCUCCUCUCUCCCUUCGUCUCAGCUGUCCUGUGAGUCACACAAGUAAUCACGUUAAAAGCUUUUCCCUCUCGCUCACUCUCUCUUUUGCUUCCCGACAAAUUAAUAAAAGGUAUGAGAACGCAAGAAAAGAGGAGGAAGACACCGCGAUGGCCCUCUAAUUAAUUUACUCCAAUUUUACAGUCGGCAGAUACCAAAACAGCAAAACUUGUUGCUAGGAAACACAAAUAAAAAGCAGUGGAGAAAAAGUUAACAUUUGGAGUUCAGGCAAGGAUAGUUUCCUCCUGACGCCAGCAGAGAGAUCCCAGUUUAUCUGAGUAAACUGUACAAAAAUUAGUUUUCUGUUUACAGCAAUUUGUAAAGUUUAACGAGACCAGCGCAAACAAACAUACAACCACAACUCAUGUCAGUGCUUGGAAAAGACUCACAAACAUAAAGCUUCAGAUUUAUGUUUGUGAGCUUCAGAUAAUUUUAAUUAUUAUUAACUUUAUAAGCUUAAAUUACCCUCUUAUUUAACUGUAAACCAUAAAAAUGGAGUACAGUGAAUAGAUAGUUGUCUUGCCCACAACUAAAAAGAUUUUCUAUGUACAAAAAAGAGAAUAUAAAGAUAUUUUAUUAAAUGCAAAACAACAGUAGCACUUAUAACCUUGUAAUUUCAAAUAUCUAUAGCUCAGUAGCAGUGGUGGAAGAAAAAUUCAGUACCACAGUUUACAAAAACCUUAAUUACGUAUUGCAAAAUGUACUUAAAGUAUAAAAAAUGUUAUUUACACAUCAGCAUAGGCUCUGUUUCUGUUCUAUUUUUCAUAUCUUUAUAUAAAUAAUAUUUGAUCAUUAUUUCUGACAGAUUAAAAAUGCAAGCAGCAUUUAAAUAUUAUGAGACAGAGCAUAUUUUAUUCAUGUUUUUACUGUCAGUUGAUUUAAUUUACUCUAUAAUAAAUCUUUAUAUUUCAUACCAUUCAUUAUACCCCGAAUCUGUAAAGUAAUUAAAGCUUUCAGAUAAAUGUAGUUGGGUAAAAAAUCCAAUAUUUCACUCUGGCGUACAAAAUACUCAAGUAAAGUGUCUCAGAAUUGUGCAGUACUUGAGUAAAUUACUUUAGUGCACUGAUUUUUAGGUGCUGUUCCUCUUGAAACCUGCAUUUGUAGGAUUUAGUUACUUUCGGCUUACGUGUUCAAGGUGUUGACGCCGGCGUCACACACCAGAAAGCAGGUAGGGGUUAAAUAAAAAAAUAAUUAGUGAAACCGUAGGAUGUAAAAACAUGCCAGUAAACACAAUAGAGUUGUGUUGAAACUUUUUGCACAACUUUACAAGUCUGAAUUUUGAAUUGACAAAAAAAAAUUAAAAAAAAAUGCUACAAAAUGAAGCUGCAUUUCCUCAAAUGGCCUCUUGAGGGUGUUUUCAAAAGUAAGUCAGUCCCCAAAGAGCCCUGUGUUAAAACGUCAAAGUCUAACAGCAGAAAUAAACGUGUUCAUUGUCUGGUUUUACUCCGUUUAGCUGAUUUUUCUACUCAUGACAACUAUACGGAAGGUAGAUUUCUAUAUACUCACCCAUUCAAAUUGUAUUAAUGCUUAAAAUGAGGCAUAAUGACGGGUUUUUAGUUGUGGCCAUCCAGUCUAUUUAGCUUCCUGAUUGGUCGUCAGUGUUUACCAAAGCAAGCUGACAGUCAGAGCUAUAUAUAAAAGAUGGAUGUAGCUGCUGUUUGUCAUUAGACAGCUGUUUUGAAACCUCAAAUACAUAAAACUCACCCUGUUUAAUCAUGUAUUUUCCUCUAAAUGGGACCAUAAUUUACAAAAUGAAUGCCAUUCUUCAUUGAUAGAGGCAUGAAAUUGGUGAUUGAGGCCAUAGACUCGUUAAGAAAAUGCUAACGGAGGCAGCAAGUCAAGAGAAAAAUUGAUUCAUUUUCCCAUAGAUUUCAGAGAAGUCGUCCUCUGCUGGCUGUUAGAAAGAUUAAAGCACUUUAAGGCUACGUCCAUCGUUUAUUCACAGCUUACCGUCAGAAAUUAAUCGAAUUAAGCAAAAAAAUACUGCUUCAGGUGUCUGCACUUGAAUGCAGUGUGUAAUUUUUGACAGUUUGGAUAUUUUGGCUGCACCUCAGAUAUUUUCAGUCACUUUUUCAGUUGUCCUGAUGACUAUUAAGCUACAACCACUUUUCACUGCCCCGUUUUAAACUCAACGAGAGAGUGACCGAAUGUGAAAAAGCAGCGGCGAGGCGACGUGGCUGCAGAUUUGGGCCAAAGACUUUCUUGCGUUUGUUUCAGGAGAGGCGUCAGACGGGUUGAGGUUUACUGGACACAAAAAAAAACUACUAAACCCCACCCAUCUGCUGCUCCCUGCAAAGUAAAACAAACACCCCCCAAACCCCUGGCUGCACCUAGGGGGCUGUACAGGCAGCUUCUAAAGACACAGAGAUGAGAAUUAGAGAGACAUAGAGAAAGAGAGACAGACAGAGUUAUUGGAAUUAUUCUAUUUUUGUUAUUCCUCAUUGGGAAAAGACAUAUUUAAAGGAAUAUUCCGUGUAUGUAUUGAAUAACCCCCAUUUUCCCGCCCCUAUCCAGUGGUGUGAUCUGUAGCUGCGAGGUGGCGUCUCACACUCCCCCUGCAGCUCUGCAAUGCCAAUGUGAUGAAAUUAUUAUUAUAUCAUUAUAAAUAAAUUAUUUUUCUUGCUUAAAA